CACGCUCCGGGCCGAUUAUAAAACUUUCUUCCUCUCCAAUUCCCUCUUCAUCUUACGUAAACAGACAUGUGAAUGUUUCCCAGUUCGAGUUGAGCCUCAGUCUAAAAUGUUUGCGGAUGCAGUUCUCGCGUUUUUAUUCGUUUUGACUGUUGCGGCGGGUCUCGAGGGGUCGGAUAUAAAAAAAAUCGGGAAGUGUUGUGCCAAAGGGGAGAUUAUUUCGGCGAGAAAGAACUUCAGUUGCGUCCCUCAAGAAAUUUCCACUGAACUCCUCAGUGGCGAGACGACCGGGGACAACUGGGUGCACUUCGACGAGUGUCCGGACACCGGGGAAGUCACGAUAAUACGACUAAGCGACAUAAUUGAUAAGAAUAUAUCGAGCAUAAGCGCCUCCUCCGGGUGCCUGGACCUCUUCGACGGUGACAAGAAACUCGGAGUGAUCCCGGUUAUUGUUCACUGCGAGGAUGACUCGAGUGUGGUCAGCCUCCAGAUCCCCAAACUCGCUGGAUUCAGAGUCUGCUGUCCCCGCGGUAGGAUUUACGACCCCGACGUCCGCGACUGUGUCCCGAGAGAAUUAAUAGGGACAUUGGAUAUUGCUGAUUUUAUCUUUGACUCUGUCGGCGGAAAAUCCUUUGUUGAGUUUUCGAGUUUUGUGCGCGGCCCACCUCAGUGCAAAUAUGCGAUAGUGGAUUAUGUCAUCGAUAGCUGGAGGAAUCUCGAAAUUCUCGGGAAUGGGAGUCUUAAGGUUUCAAUUUCGUCUGACGAGGACACGAGUGUACUCCUGACCGAGGAGAAUUCAUGCCUCGAUAGAGGUACUUCAUCUGGGCUUAUCCUGAGAUUAUGCACUGGCGCGGAAUAUUGUCGUAGGAAUGCUUGUGUGAGAAAGUGUUGUCCCGAGGGCCAAGCGAGAAUCGGUAGAGUUUGUCAAAUGAUUCCACUAGGUACUGUGCCGCCGGGUGAAUUUCAUCGGAGACUCGAGGAAUUCUCUCGAGCCAAGCCCAAUCAUUCCGAGUGGAAACCGUUGGAUACAGCCAAAUAUGGAUUAUUAAUCGGUGAACACUCAUGCGAGCACGGAAAAUACUCACUGAUGCCCGAUGAACUUCCGGUUAUCGAUUCCCACGGUAACAUUCACAUCCACCUACCCGAGCAUGAAAGAUUCAGGCACCACGAGUACUGCAUGGAGGUAUUCCGCAACGUAACGAGCUAUGACGACGGUUUCUACCCCGCCGUGUGUUUCCCCAAUCCCGACCCCCCGGGGCCCAACAAAUGGAGAUUCGGUAUCAAUGCAGCCCUGGAAUUAACGAGCUGCAUGUUUCUGCUGAUAACAUUUCUCGUUUACGUUUUUCUACCACUCCUGCAGAAUCUCCACGGCAAAACAUUGAUGUGUCACGUCGCGAGUUUAUUCGCUGCAUACGCCUGUCUAGCUGCGAUCGCACUGACUGAACCACCGUGGCCAGAGGCAGAUGCAUCAACGAGGGAUGACGGUAACAAUGAAAUUUCAUCUGAUAGUGGUUGUAAAUUUCUUGGAUACACCACGCUAUUCAGCUUUCUCGCUGCGUUCGCCUGGCUCAAUGUCAUGUGUUUUGACAUUUGGUGGACGUUUGGGGGGUUGGGCGGCGCUGGGGGGAGGAGAGGAGCACAAAGAAAACGAUUUUUUCUUUAUUCUUUGUACGCCUGGGGUCUUGCAUUCGCUUUAGCCUGCCUCGCUGGCGCUGCUGAUUACACCGGUGUCAUGCCGAGGAGUAUGAGACCGAAUAUCGGCGUGGAUUCGUGCUGGUUCAAUUCGGAAUCCAGUGGCGUUGUAAUUUUUUUCAUAACUCCCAUAUCAAUUCAACUAGUGGCCAAUGUGAUAUUUUUCAUUCUGACAUCGCUCCACUGCAGUCGCGUCAGAGCCGAGAUAACGAGGGUCAUGAGGCCAGCGACAGACCCCAGGAGUCGGCGUUUUCACUCGGACAGAUCCAAAUUAAUCGUCAACAUCAAACUUUUCAUCGUGAUGGGAAUAUCCUGGGUCAUGGAAAUAAUCUCCACUAUUCUCAAUCGUUACGCAACCGAUUUUAAUUGGCGAGCCGAGUUUUUUUACGUUUCCGAUGCAUUCAACUGUCUCCAGGGGCUUCUCAUUUUUAUUCUGUUUGUGCUGAAGAGCAAGGUUUAUCACGCGCUUAGGCACAGGUUGAAGGAGGGGAGGCACAGUGCUCAGGGAACAUUGAACACCACUUUGCACGAUCCUUUCAGGGUCCAGAAGAGCGCCAGUUGCAGUACUCUGAUGUCCACAUUUGCAGUUAAUUGUAAUCCAUGAGUAAUGAGUCGUGAAAUGAGAUCAUUUUUAUUUUUUGAUUGUCACCAGACAUUUCGUCGUACAAUCACUUUUUCAUUCCCCAAUGCAUCAUGACUAGUCAUUUAAUCCUGGUAAAAAAGAUCCUGCACAGAAUUUUUUUUUUCUGAAAAAUUUUCAUUUAAAAUUGAGUAAAUUUCGUUUAUUCUUUUUUUCCAAUUUGGGUAGAAAUAUUUUCUUUGUCUUUAGAAGUUUUGGAUCAGUGAAGCAAAGUGAGCAAUUUUGACUUUUUUCUAAAUGCCAAUCGCUCAUUGAAUUUUCAAUUAAAUGAAAUUUUUUUUCCGUGGAAAAUGGGAUUUUUCCAUUUUCAGAUGAACCUAAUCCGAUAUUGACUGAUAAAUUUAUUUCCAAGUUAUGGACAUAAAAAAAAAAAUCAAGUGUACAUUUUACCGAUAAACAAAUUAAAAU
Messenger RNA from Diachasma alloeum, 2737 nucleotides. RefSeq names its product G-protein coupled receptor Mth. Bases 107 to 2293 code for a protein of 728 amino acids. The transcript has 7 exons. Gene Ontology annotation, cellular component: membrane. Gene Ontology annotation, molecular function: G protein-coupled receptor activity. Lineage: Eukaryota; Metazoa; Arthropoda; Insecta; Hymenoptera; Braconidae. The record is from RefSeq and is a predicted model, not a curated record. Gene Ontology annotation, biological process: G protein-coupled receptor signaling pathway; cell surface receptor signaling pathway.